GUUGCGAGGCCCUUUGCUUCUUGGCCAUCGGCAGGGGGAACACUGGAGGGGUGUGCGCAUCUCCAGAUGUCUGGCAAACUCUUAGUCCUCUUCUGAGAUCCAGCUUGAGAACGUCCUUUGAAGUUGCAUGAAGAUCACAGGGACGUGGUACGUGAAGGCCAUGGUGGUUGACAAGAACCUGCCUAAGGAAAAGAGGCCCAGGAAUGUGUCUCCCAUGAGAGUUACUGUCCUGGAUGGUGGAGACUUGGAGGCCAUGUUCACCUUCAUGAAGGGGGACCAGUGCCAGGAGAAGAGAACUGUGAUACACCAAACCGAGGAGCCUGGCAAAUACAGCGCCUAUGGGGGCAAGAAGCUUGUGUACAUCCUGGAGCUGCCAGUGAAGGACCACCACAUCUUUUACUGCGAGGGCCAGCUCCGAGGGAAACCAAUUCGCAUGGGAAAACUCGUGGGUAGAAAUCCCGACAUGAACCUGGAAGCCCUGGAGGCAUUUAAGAAAUUCACACAGCGCAAGGGAUUGCCACUGGAGGACAUCUUCAUGCCCGUCCAGACAGAAAGCUGCGUUCCUGAUAGUGACUAGGGACAGGGGCGCCACGGCUCCACAGCAGCCCCAGAGCAGCACCACCAGGACGCUCUGUCCUGCAGGACAUGGACGGAUCCCCUGCCUCUGGGGUUUGGCCUGCCCCCCCACACCCUGCCACUCCCACUCCCCUUCCUCCCCCAGCCCUCCUGGUUCCACAUAAAGAGCUUCAGCAGU
This is a messenger RNA of Diceros bicornis minor, 754 nucleotides long. Its product is annotated as odorant-binding protein 2b-like. The coding region runs from base 128 to 577 and encodes 149 amino acids. NCBI's taxonomy places the organism in Eukaryota, Metazoa, Chordata, Mammalia, Perissodactyla, Rhinocerotidae. Gene Ontology annotation, molecular function: small molecule binding. The record is from RefSeq and is a predicted model, not a curated record. The transcript is spliced from 8 exons.